This is a messenger RNA of Cokeromyces recurvatus, 1652 nucleotides long. Its product is annotated as Alpha/Beta hydrolase protein. The coding region runs from base 201 to 1610 and encodes 469 amino acids. Lineage: Eukaryota; Fungi; Mucoromycota; Mucoromycetes; Mucorales; Mucoraceae. The record is from RefSeq and is a predicted model, not a curated record. The transcript has 4 exons.
CCUUUUUUCUUUUUUCUUUUUUUUAAUUAAUUAUGAUAAAAAUACCUAUACUUGAUCGUUUAACCUUUAGAGAUUAUCAAGGUUUGGUUUUUACCAUUCUUUUCUUUCUCUGUGAAAGCGUCAUUCGGAUCAUUGUAUUGAUUUUACCAAGAUUUGUUAUUAAAUGGAUUGACGUAGUCAUUCGUUUGUAAGUCCAUUGUAUGAUGAUGAAUGACUAUUUUUUUUUAAUAAUAAUAAUUAAAAUGGUUCCAAGCCUUUUUCCAUGGUUAUUAAAAGUAGAACAUAAGCCUCAUGUUAGCCCUUUAGAGAAAGCUGAAGGAUUUGAGAAGAUGGUUCGAUAUUGGAAAAACUAUGAGUGUGAACAACAUCUUGUUCGUACUCAGGAUGAUUAUCUUUUAUGUGUACAUCGUAUUCCAGCUUUAAAGGUACCACGUCAACCACCUACAGUGAAAAGGAAUAAAGAAUAUGAAGCUAAAAAGGGAGUUGAAGUCAUUGAUAAUUUAGAUAAAUUUAUGAGGCAAAAGUUACCUGUUAAUAUUGGCUAUCAUGGAAAGCCUGUUGUACUUUUGUAUCACGGGUUUUUAAUGUCUUCAGAAGUUUGGGUAUCGAAUAUUGAAGAAUAUAAUAAUUUACCUUAUAUCUUGGCUAGUCGUGGUUAUGAUGUUUGGUUAGGAAAUGCUCGUGGUAAUAAAUAUUCUCAAUAUCAUGUUAACCUUAGUCCUCGUCAUCAACCCUUUUGGAACUUUUCGUUAAAUGAAUUUGCAAUGAGAGAUUUACCUGAUACAGUGAAUUAUAUUUUAUCAGAGACUGGUGCCUCUAGUUUGACAUAUAUUGGCUUUUCACAAGGUACUGCUCAAGCAUUUGCAGGUCUUUCUUUAAAUUCAGAUUUAAAUAAGAAAAUCAAUCUUUUCAUCGCUAUGGCUCCAGCAACAACUCCUAAAGGAUUAAAGCAUCCCCUUAUUGAUGCCUUCGUAAAAGCCACUCCUAGUGUCAUCUAUCUUAUGUUUGGUCGAAAGACACCAUUAAAAUUAGCUCUCUUUUGGCAACGUUUCAUAAGUCCACCUCUAUUUGUAAAAGUCAUAGAUGCUAGUGUAAAGUUCUUAUUUGGUUGGACAGGAGAGAAUAUGACAGUAGAUCAAAGGACAGUCAGUUAUCAACAUCUGUAUUCACUUACAAGUGUCAAAUCCUUAGUGCACUGGUUUCAGAUCAUUCGUACUGGUCAGUUUCAGAUGUAUGACGAAAUGCCUAGUCGAUUACCUUAUCAUACUGUCAAUGCUGUUGCAGAUCAUAUCCCUCCACGUUUUCCAACGCUUCAGAUCAAGACACCUAUUUCCAUCUUUUACGGUCGUUCAGAUUCACUUGUUGAUUUUCAUGUUUUAGCUGCUGAUUUACCUUCUCCACUAGCCUAUGUAAAAUCAAUCGAGAAGUGGGAACAUCUAGACUUUUUAUGGGCGGAUGGUAUUGAAAAGAUUGUUUAUCCUGAUAUUCUCAAGUUGUUGGAUUAUUUCAAUCCUUUAUUAGAAGAUAUCAUUGACAAUGAAGAUUUCCAACAACAAAAGGAAGGUUUAAAAAAAAACAGUGCUGAGGAAGAAGUUCUUUCUUCAUUUUAAAUUAAUAGCAGCAAAAAAAAAAAAAAAAAAAAAAAAAAAAAU